Dryobates pubescens (Downy woodpecker) is the source of this 1218-nucleotide messenger RNA. RefSeq names its product prostate transmembrane protein, androgen induced 1 (gene PMEPA1). The coding region runs from base 11 to 910 and encodes 299 amino acids. Gene Ontology annotation, cellular component: Golgi membrane; early endosome membrane. Gene Ontology annotation, molecular function: R-SMAD binding. The record is from RefSeq and is a predicted model, not a curated record. Gene Ontology annotation, biological process: negative regulation of transforming growth factor beta receptor signaling pathway. NCBI's taxonomy places the organism in Eukaryota, Metazoa, Chordata, Aves, Piciformes, Picidae. The transcript has 5 exons.
UUUUUUUUAAAUGUAUAACUUAAUGGGUCUGAACAGCACGGCCGCAGCUAUUCAGCCCAAUGUGUCCUGCACAUGCAACUGCAAAAGGUCUUUGUUCCAGAGCAUGGAGAUCAGCACUGAAUGUUUAGGUCGCACCUUUCCAGGUAAACUGGCGGAGCUGGAGUUUGUACAGAUAAUCAUAAUCGUGGUGGUGAUGAUGGUGAUGGUGGUGGUGAUCACAUGUCUGCUGAACCACUACAAGCUCUCUGCACGAUCCUUCAUCAGCCGGCACAGCCAGGGGAGGCGGCGAGACGAGAACCUCUCAUCAGAGGGAAGCCUGUGGCCUUCGGAAAGCACGGUGUCAGGGAAUGGAAUAACAGAGCAGCAAAUCUACACCCCGAGACCCAGCGACCGCCUGGCAGUGCCAUCCUUUCUGCAGAGGGACCGCUUUAACAGAUUCCAGCCCACCUACCCCUACAUGCAGCACGAGAUCGACCUGCCGCCCACCAUCUCGCUGUCGGACGGCGAGGAGCCCCCCCCAUACCAGGGACCCUGCACGCUGCAGCUGCGAGACCCCGAGCAGCAAAUGGAGCUCAACAGAGAGUCAGUCCGGGCGCCCCCCAACAGAACCAUCUUCGACAGUGACUUGAUAGAUAACUCAGUGUAUGGGGGGCCGUGCCCCCCCAGCAGUAACUCUGGCAUCAGCGCGACCUGUUACGGGAGCAAUGGUAGGAUGGAGGGACCGCCACCGACAUACAGCGAGGUGAUAGGGCACUACCCCGGGUCGACGUUUUACCAGCACCAGCAGAACAACAACGGGUUGCCCUCCAUCUUGGAGGGCAGCAGACUCCAUCAUUCACAAAUCAAUGGCCUUGAGAGCACAACCAUGUGGAACAAAGAGAAAGAGAAACAAAAAGGGCAUCCCUUUUAAAAAAAAAAUAUAAAAGAAAAGGAGAAAAAGAAAAAAAAAGGCAAGAAAAGCAAAUGAAACACUCUGCACUUCUCGUUAAAAGAAAAAGGAGAGAGAGAGAGAGAGUUGAGGAAGAUGAGCAAAGAGAAAAAACAAAACCCACAAAAAAGCCCUUCCCCAUCUCUCCAUGUAUAAAUAUUUACUUGUUAUGUCUGGUCUGAAUGCACAAGCCUACCAAGCUUGCAAAAACAUUUCUUUAUGGAGCUGUGUCUAGACGUUUAAAAAGGAAAACAAACAAACGAAAAAUCAACUGUAGUCCUUUUUUUCAU